AUGCCCCAGUCUGAGAGUUAUGAGGAUUAUGAGGAAUUGCAUGCAGCAGGACUCAGCGCCCCCAGCCUGGACAGCAAUAGCAGCUGGAAAGCUGAUGGCCCAGAGGAAGAUUCUCCCCAUCUUUGCCAAGAAAGGGACUUCCCCGCAAGGCUGAGCCCUGCUUCAACCCUUCCCACAACUCCAUGAAAGGCUCAAGGGUCUUUGCUGGUAACAAGUGACUUACUACCACACGAAUCAACCCAGCAACUGACCCCAACCAGGAGCGAUGCUGACAGCAAGGCCCGGCUGGACCAACUGCACAGUUUCAGGAGGAGUGGAGCCCAGCACCUCUUCUUCCAAGGCAUAGUACCCAACCGGGAAACACAGCAGAAACCUGGGCUCAUCCCCAAAGGGAAGCUGAGCAUGGUGCACACCACCGUGGAGGAGAACUUCCUGGAGGGCACAUUGCAUCUCCUGAAUGAGUUUGUCUCCUGUCAGCACUGUCCCCCCAAAGAUAUCAUCUCCCACCUGAUCAGACAGGUCCUGUUGAAUGCCUAUGAAGAGGAGAUCUUGAGACACAUGCUGCUGCUGAAGAUCCAAAUGCUCCAUCCAACCAGCGCUGCCACAGUGGGAUGGGACUGGACGCUGAAAAAAUUCAUCAUGGAAGACCAGGAGAAGCCCCCCAACCGGCUCCUCUUCCUGCAGUACAUGGUACAGACCCUGGAGGAUGACUUGCAGAGGAAUCUGAGGUUGCACCUGCUGCAGAAGUCAAUUGCCAAGAAAGUGCUUUCAUGUGACAUGUGCUUCAACAAUGUCAAGGAAGUGGUCAAAUUGUUGGUCUUAGCUAGUAUGGGAGUCAGGUUCUACCAGUCCCAGGAGCAGCCACAAGAAACUCCCUCCUCCUCAGCAGAAGCCAGGGCUGAGCACAGCUCAUCUACACCAAGUCUGGCCAGCAUACAGGCUCCGGCAGCUUUCUUUGCCCAAAAGAUUGUGCUCCUGCUCCAGUGGAUGUUGUCUAUCACAGUAGAAGUGGACAGAUCUCCCACCUGGAGCUCCCGUAAGAUUGCAGAUGAGAUAUUUAUACUGAAUAUCCCCCUGAGGAGUCAAAGGGAAGCUUUAUUAAACACCAUAGAGAGCCAGCUCCUGCGCUGCAGACUGCUAGAGCUGUUGUUCCAGCACAGUUGUGAUGUGCCCUCAACCUUAUCCACGUCUCUGAAGAAGACUCUGUAUUUCCUGAGUCACUGUUCUGUGCUGCUGCAUUUUGAGGACAAAAUAGCAACAUGGCAAGGGUGGGAUGAGAUGCUGCAGUACUUGAGUUUGCUGAUGAUGAGUUACCAAAGUGUAAUACAGGAGCACCUGUCGAGGUCCCUCAGUGACCAGAUGGACUUGAUGGUUCAGAAAGCCAAGCCCACGCUCCAGGAGAGUGACAUCACCGCCAGCCUGGAUGUUCAGGUGAAGAUGGAGGACUUUAUCAGCCAAAUGCAGGAGGUCUUGGAGCCUUUUCCUCCACAAAUCCAGGAGAAAUUGUUCCUGCUGCAAGAGUUGUUCUCUAUUGUCACUACUGCCUGAUGGACACAACCACUGCAGCAAGGGGGUAUGCCUGUGUGUCCACAGGUACCUGGCUGCGGUGGGUUCCCUCUCGGUGUGUGAGGUGCUACAUCGCCUUAUCAUCAGGCCACACAGACGUAUCAAUUGAUACACCAGAGAUCACCUCUUUGUCAAGCCAGAUGAGAUAUUUAUUAGACCCGCCAAUUGACAUACUAAAGACCAAAGAGAUAGGACACUAAGCAUUGCUGUUAAAUCUUUUUUUUAUUGUUAAAAUGCACAAGGAUGUGGUUUUUGAGAUUGUGUGUGUGAUGGUUUGAAUGGGCAGCUGCCAGAUGUGUGUGGAUGUGUGUCUGUAUGUUUGAGUU
This is a messenger RNA of Pipra filicauda (Wire-tailed manakin), 1892 nucleotides long. Its product is annotated as SUMO-interacting motif-containing protein 1-like. Lineage: Eukaryota; Metazoa; Chordata; Aves; Passeriformes; Pipridae. The record is from RefSeq and is a predicted model, not a curated record.